ACCGCAAGAGAAAAAGAUAACCAGAAAAGUUUCAACUGUUUCGGAAUUCAGACUCGACUGUGUUGUGUUGUACAGACUACAGUCUACAGAGAUGUUGGUUUUGGGUUCUUUGCAGUCUCCUUCUCCCUUUGUUCCAACAAGCUCUUCUUCUUCUUCUUUCAACAAGAGCUUUCUUACAAGGAGAAAUUCGAUAGUGUUUGCUUCCUCUGUUCUGGCUUCGUUUCUCCAUUUGCAACCCAACUCCAUUUGCCCAUUUCAUUUAGCAAGAGCCGAAGAUGAAUUUCAGCAAGAAGAAGGGCGUUCCGUCCAAUUAUUCCAGGAGACUUCACCUUCUGUGGUCUUCAUUAAAGAUCUUGAAGUAGUUAAAGAUCCCAAGAGGUCCAAGGAGAUCAUGCUUACUGAGGAUGAAAAUGCAAAAGUUGAAGGGACAGGUUCCGGCUUCAUCUGGGAUAAGUUCGGACAUAUUGUCACUAAUUAUCAUGUUGUAGCUAAACUAGUCACAGAUAAAAGUGGGCUUCAGCGUUGUAAGGUUUUUUUAGUAGAUGCUAGUGGCAAUGGCAUUUCCAAAGAAGCCAAGGUAAUUGGUUUUGAUCCUGCAUACGAUCUGGCUGUUUUGAAGAUUGAUGUUGAAGGAAGCAAAUUAAAGCCUGCCCUUCUUGGUACAUCCCAUGAUCUCCGUGUGGGCCAGAGCUGCUUUGCUAUUGGAAAUCCUUAUGGAUAUGAGAACACUCUAACAACAGGGGUAGUGAGUGGGUUAGGCAGGGAGAUUCCCUCUCCAAAUGGAGGGGCCAUUCGAGGAGUUAUACAAACAGAUGCUGCUAUUAAUGCAGGAAAUUCAGGUGGACCAUUGAUUGAUUCGUAUGGUCAUGUCAUUGGAGUAAAUACAGCUACUUUCACUCGCAAAGGAACGGGAAUAUCCUCUGGCGUCAACUUUGCAAUACCAAUUGACACUGUUGUACGGACUGUUCCUUAUCUGAUUGUGUAUGGAACACCUUACACUGACAGAUAUUGAUCUCCAUAGGUGACUAACCAGAGGUUCACUCUGGUACAUCAUAUAUGAUCUCAUUACCAUGUUUGGAGAUGAUAACUAUAGAUGAUUGGACAGUAGGCCUCCAUGUAGUGGUCUAGACCUUAAGAGUUCUGAUUAUUAUUGUAAUAGAUGUAACCAUAUAUUCCUAUAACAAGAAAAAUUUUUAUUGUUGCACCCUCUAUUUUAGGUUUUGUGCUUCUGAAUGAUGCUCUCAUUUCAUCUAGUUAUCUCAUGGCAUUUUCUUUAA
This is a messenger RNA of Nelumbo nucifera (sacred lotus), 1277 nucleotides long. It is a transcript of the gene DEG5, whose product is annotated as DEGP protease 5. Gene Ontology annotation, biological process: proteolysis. NCBI's taxonomy places the organism in Eukaryota, Viridiplantae, Streptophyta, Magnoliopsida, Proteales, Nelumbonaceae. Gene Ontology annotation, molecular function: serine-type endopeptidase activity. The record is from RefSeq and is a predicted model, not a curated record.